Messenger RNA from Gastrolobium bilobum, 640 nucleotides. Its product is annotated as heat shock factor-binding protein-like. Gene Ontology annotation, biological process: cellular heat acclimation. The coding region runs from base 126 to 395 and encodes 89 amino acids. Gene Ontology annotation, cellular component: nucleus; cytosol. The transcript is spliced from 5 exons. NCBI's taxonomy places the organism in Eukaryota, Viridiplantae, Streptophyta, Magnoliopsida, Fabales, Fabaceae. The record is from RefSeq and is a predicted model, not a curated record. Gene Ontology annotation, molecular function: transcription corepressor activity.
AUCGCAACACAACACAACACAGAUUAAAUUUAAACGGAUCUCAAUUCACUUCUGACUCGCAAUUUCAUUUCGUUUUGAAAAUCUGUGGAACUGAGCAAUUUGCAGCUGCACUAAUUGAUCAUCUCAUGGACGGUCAUGAUUCACAAGACCCAAAGCAAAGCCCUGCUGAUAUGACAGCUUUUGUGCAAAAUCUUCUUCAGCAGAUGCAAAGUAGGUUCCAGACAAUGUCCGACUCCAUUGUUACAAAGAUUGAUGAUAUGGGAAACCGUAUAAAUGAGUUGGAGCAAAGCAUCAAUGACUUAAGAGCAGAGAUGGGAGUGGAGUGCUCUCCAUCACCCGAGGCCCCUGCUAAGCCAAAGGAAGAAGAAUUGAUCAAAGAAGAGGGUUCAGCUUAAGUGGCGUUUUUAUUUUAAUUGCCUAUUGUUCUUGUCUUGCAUUGCACAGGAUUGGUAUUGUGUGUCUAUCUUUGUCUGCAGUAGUGUGGUUCAGAAAAUAGAUGUGCUGUGUGGCUAGAGUGCACCCGAUCAUUUGUAGCUAAAUCACCUCACUGUUCGAACUGAAAACAAACUACUGCUGACUAACUCUUUUUAUUUUUAUUUUUUUAAUGAUUUAAGGAUACUCCUACUGUUUUAUAUUGGAA